Molecule: messenger RNA, 1812 nt
Organism: Nerophis lumbriciformis (worm pipefish)
Lineage: Eukaryota; Metazoa; Chordata; Actinopteri; Syngnathiformes; Syngnathidae
Source: RefSeq, a predicted model, not a curated record
AUGGAGGAUUUGAUAUGCAACUACGGUACCUACAUGGCCAACUGGCAGGGGGCUUGCGAAAGGCACUUCUUCAUCGGGAAGCCUUGGGAAAAUCGGAUCGCCAAGAGGUGCUGUGACUGCUGCAUGUUGGGGAUGGCGUCAGCAGAACACGACUCGACUUGUGAGAUGACUUACAUGGAGUUGGGGAGAGAUUGCGAGCACGUCGCUAAAAUGUGCUGUGACAAAAACUCCAUGGCAACAGACAAUUCUACUGAAGAAGUCAGGAAUUGCUCUCAGCUUUGUAUUGACGACGGAAUCUGUGCCUGUUUUGUCGGUUAUCGACAAGGAAGUGACGGAAUUACCUGUGAGGAUAUUAACGAGUGUCUGCUCGGUGCUCACAACUGCGUCGUCGGCCAAACUUGCAUCAACACAGAAGGCUCGUUUCGCUGUCAACGGGAAAUCAGCUGCGACGCCGGCUACGAACUCGUGGACAGGAACCGAUGCCGAGACAUUGACGAAUGCGCUUUGAAUCGUCAUAACUGCGGACCGACCUUCGAGUGCGCCAACACUGAAGGUUCAUUCCGCUGUUACCCGAAGGAAACGUGUUCUGAAGGAUUCGUUCACGACGCUGUCGGCAACUGUAUCGACAUCGACGAGUGUGUCGGCGGCUCAGGAAUGUGUCAACCCGGCCACACGUGCGGCAACACUGUCGGCUCGUUUAUUUGUCGCAGAAACAACAUCACCUGCGGACGAGGCUACCACCUGAACGUGGAGGGCACAGGCUGUGAAGAUGUCGAUGAGUGCCAGACGGGGAACAUGUGCAGGGGCCACAGCUGUGUCAACAUGUUGGGCACGUACCGCUGUAAAUGCAAUACUGGCUUUCUGUUCAACAACAUCGGCAGGUUCUGUGAAGAUAUCAACGAGUGCAAGCAUUAUCCCCAGACGUUAUGUGCCCACAAGUGUGUCAACACAGAGGGGACAUACCUGUGCAGCUGCUCCACUGGUUUCCGCCUAUCCAUCGAUGGCAAGAAUUGCGAAGACGUCGAUGAGUGUAAGGAUAAACCGUGCAGCCAAGAUUGCAGGAAUGUCUACGGCUCCUAUGAGUGUUUCUGUUACGGUGGCUACCAGUUGAGGGAUGCUGACGGAGUAACGUGUGAAGAUAUUGACGAAUGUGCGUUGCCCACCGGUAGCCAGAUGUGCACCUACCGCUGCUCCAACGCACUCGGGAGCUACGAGUGCACAUGUCCAUCUGAGGGGUACACGUUGGCAUCUGAUGGCCGCACUUGCCAAGAUAUUGAUGAGUGCGCCAGCGGGAGCUUCUCUUGCGAGGACUCUGAGUUAUGCUUCAACAUCCUCGGAGGGUAUCGUUGUUUGCUCCUUCAGUGUCCGCCUUACUAUCGGCAGUCGGCACAUAGAUCUGUGGGCAAGAACUCGGUCAGCGUACGAUGCCACAAAGCUUGCCAACCCAACAACGUUGCCUGCUUGCAAGACACCGUCCAAAUUGUCACUUACACUGUCGUUUCCCAGCCAAGUUACAGACACCUUGAUCAGCCCGAAGAAAUUGUUAAACUGCGAACGUCCAUACCAGCGCAACGCUUCAACGGUGAAAUUGAUGUCGAUUUUGAAUUACUGAGGACGGACAAUGAAAAGUCCUUCGAAGUGAUAAAGCGCCAUUUCCAGGGUUACGUCACUGGUGUGGUGAACCUGGUGAAGCCAGUGGCCGGCCCACAGGAAAUUGAGCUGCAAGUGUUGCUGAACUACACCAAAUCAGGAGCGGUCUCGCACCGCAACGUCGUCGUCGUCUACAUUGUCUUCUCUGAAUUCUGGUUCUGA